CCAAAGAAUAGUACAGCGUUCCAGGAUAGUACAGUGAUGACCAGCAUCUUGAAGCAUAAGGCAUUACUGACUGAACCGAUUGGCAAGCCUCUAAAUAACCACAAAUGCAUAGCGCCAGGUUGUCCCAGCAUCGGAGAGCGCAGACGUGUGCGCUAUUUUCGCCUGCCUUCAGAUCAGCAAAGACGCAACCAGUGGCUGGCCAACUCUGAUCGUCAGGACCUCAAGAGCCAGUCUGAAAAGAGCCUCUACACCAGAGUGAUGUGCCAGCUUCAUUUUCACGACUCGCAGUUCAUGAAUCCACAAACAUAUCAGCGCCUCAUCUGGAAUGCCGUUCCCACACUAUUUGGCAAAGAUGUGCGCAGGCUAGAAGACUUUGAGCCUAAAGAGGCAGCAGUGAAACCGGACCACCCAUAUACUGUGCCAUCGCCUGAAUUGCCACCAUCAUCAGCAGCAUUACCACCAGCACCACUGGCACCAGCACCCCCAUUAGCUGACUCCCUGCGUCACUAUGUAGCCCUCUGCACUGAGCUUAAGAGCCAGCUGGCUGAGAAGGACAGGCGACUGAAGGCCCUGGACAAAUUCAGUGAUGGCAUUGUAGACAGUGUGGUCAACCAAGUCAAAAUUUUGCCAUCUGAGAAGCAGCAGCAAUUAGUCAAUGCUCUUAGUCCUUUUGGGAAGCUGAACAAGGAUGAAGGCACAUCUAAAGAACCCAAGGUUCGUGUGGAAGUCCUUUUGAUAAGCAGAAAACAUCCAGGCCACACCCUGCUUGGCUUGCGUACCAGAUGCACAUGGGCGAGGGGUCUCUACAUGGUUCCUGGGGACUUCUUACACUUUGGAGAAUCUUGGGAGGCAGCCGCCGUACGUGUUGCUAAGGAGGAGACUGGCCUUAUUCUCAUCGAGCCACGUGUCUGCUCAGUGGUGGAGAUGGUGCGAGCAUCUGAGGGAUAUCAUUGGAUCAAUAUAUUCAUGGUGGGCAAGCUGGCCGAUCCAGAAGCAGAGCCAGCAGCAUCCGAUGAAGCUGUGUGCACAGGGUGGCACUGGUUUGCGUGGGAUGCACUGCCUGGUGAAGAGCUGCUUUUCUGGAGUCUGCGUGACUUGCGUCGAGAGAACGUGCUUGAUUUAACUGUCUUCCAAUAAUAGCCAGCAGCUGAAAUGUACAUAUGUAUGCGUAAAAGAAAGUGACCAGUGUAAAUAAUGUAUGUAAACAGUGUGUGUUGUAUAUAUAUGUCUUACAGUACCAAGAAAUAUAGAUUUUUUUAAUAUCAUCU
Messenger RNA from Rhipicephalus microplus (southern cattle tick), 1268 nucleotides. RefSeq lists its product as uncharacterized. NCBI's taxonomy places the organism in Eukaryota, Metazoa, Arthropoda, Arachnida, Ixodida, Ixodidae. Gene Ontology annotation, biological process: dGTP catabolic process. The record is from RefSeq and is a predicted model, not a curated record. Gene Ontology annotation, cellular component: cytosol. Gene Ontology annotation, molecular function: 8-oxo-7,8-dihydrodeoxyguanosine triphosphate pyrophosphatase activity.